Messenger RNA from Brassicogethes aeneus, 288 nucleotides. The record is from the annotation of a GenBank genome assembly. NCBI's taxonomy places the organism in Eukaryota, Metazoa, Arthropoda, Insecta, Coleoptera, Nitidulidae.
AUGGAUCGCAAAUCGAACCAAACAGGUUAUUUGGUACUAAAUGAAGAAGGUGCCGUUUUAUCGUCUUCAGGAGAACUAGAAAACGAUGAAAAAACCGCAAACGUCAUAAUGGGAAUGAUAAAUCUGACAUCUCAAAUUGACUCAGUGGCUUUCCCCCCCGAGGAGGGUUUCAAAAAAUUAUCCAUAGUCUAUGACGAUCAUUGCUACAUUGUGUGUCUGUCGAACAAGAAGGUUCACAUAGUCAAAAAGAGUAUCGAUAAUACUGAUUCCAUACCAGUCACAGCCUAA